Messenger RNA from Cyclocybe aegerita, 1206 nucleotides. Lineage: Eukaryota; Fungi; Basidiomycota; Agaricomycetes; Agaricales; Hemipholiotaceae. The record is from the annotation of a GenBank genome assembly.
AUGAAUUACAUUCAGUUAGAAAAGCUAGGCGAAGGAACAUACGCUACGGUGUACAAGGGCCGAUCGAGGACGACUAACGAGAUUGUGGCCCUCAAGGAAAUUCAUCUCGAUGCCGAAGAGGGAACUCCGUCCACGGCCAUUCGUGAGAUCUCGCUUAUGAAGGAGCUCAAGCACGUCAACAUUGUUCGACUUCAUGAUGUCAUACAUACGGAGACGAAGCUGGUCUUGAUCUUCGAGUACUGUGAACAAGAUUUGAAGAAAUAUAUGGACCAACACGGAGAUCGCGGCGCGCUCGAUCCAAAUACUGUCCGCAGCUUCAUGUACCAACUACUCAAAGGCACAGCGUUUUGUCACGAGAACCAGGUCCUUCAUCGCGACCUCAAACCUCAGAACCUUCUCAUCAAUCGCAAAGGAGAACUGAAAUUGGGGGACUUUGGUCUGGCGAGAGCAUUCGGAGUUCCAGUCAACACGUUCUCGAAUGAGGUCGUCACUUUAUGGUAUCGUGCACCAGAUGUCCUGCUGGGGUCGAGAACGUACAGCACGUCAAUUGAUGUUUGGUCGUGCGGAUGCAUCUUUGCGGAAAUGAUAUCGGGUUCUCCCCUCUUCAGGGGACGGGACAACCAAGACCAACUUCUUCACAUUAUGAGAAUCAUUGGCACGCCCUCCGACGCUCAGUUCCAAAAAAUUAUGAAGGAAACACCCGAACUACAAAUCAAACAGUUCCCUCGAUACGCCAAAAUGCCAUUCCAACAGGUUUUACCCAAGGCAUCCCCUCAAGCUAUUGAUCUCCUGGAGAAGCUUCUGAAAUUUGACCCUGCUGAGAGGAUAUCUGCCGCGGAUGCCCUCUCUCAUCCCUACUUUACCACUGCAGUGGCCCCGACGCCUUUCGGUCUCAAUACAUCACCGGGCUCGAUGCCUCCACCGUCCUUCAAUUUCCCGCACCCUCAUGGUCAUCAAGCACAGCAACAAUAUCAGCAGCAGCAGCAGCAGCAGCAACAGCAAAGUCAAAUCCCACCUCAUAUGCACCCUUAUUCGCGACCUCCUGUGCCCAUCUAUAAUCAGCACCCCCAGAACACCGACCCUAUGACAGCUGCAGCGGCCCAAUCCAGAGCCCAUGCACAGGCAAUUGCCCAAGCCCAAGUUCAGGCGGCUCAGGCGCAAUAUGGCCAAUUCCCACCUCCGUAUAGCCAUGCCCCUCCACGGUGA